UGAAAUCUGAAAGCUCGUGAGAAGAGAUAAUUUUUGUUUUAGCCUUGUGUUUUGAAAGACAGUUAUGGAACAACCUGUAAUUUAUGAACCAAAAAGGGCGAACGAAGAAGGUCAUCGGGUGUCCCAUGCAAUAUUUAAAAACUAUGGCAGCACCAAAUUUGAUUGUCUUGGAGUAUGGCAACAUUUCAAAGUUGUUGUGGUUGUCGGGUGUCCCAUGCAAUAUUUAAAAACUAUGGCAGCACCAAAUUUGAUUGUCUCGGAAUAUGGCAACAUUUCAAAGUUGUUGUGGUUGUCGGGUGUCCCAUGCAAUAUUUAAAAACUAUGGCAGCACCAAAUUUGAUUGUCUCGGAAUAUGGCAACAUUUCAAAGUUGUUGUGUGGGCUAUUGGCAGCCACCCGUUGAUUUGGAAGCAGCCAAUGCAGUCCAGUCUCUGCUGGACGAAUCCAAGCAAGAAAUGUCGGAAAGGGACAUAACUUCUGCUGAGGAUGUGGACGGGGAUAGUGGGAUGACAGAAAAAGAUGGUGAGAAUGCCAUAAGUUACAGCUCCAAACAUCCGGCGAUGCACCUGAAUGAACUGAGGUCUGGCUUGAAGUAUGAAUUCAAAGGAGAGAACGGAGAAGGCAAGGAGAAAAUCUUUGAGAUCUCUGUUGUAGUGGAUGAAGAAGAGUUCGUUGGCCAGGGACCCAACAAGAAGAUUGCCAAGCUGGAGGCAGCGAAAACCGUUCUUGAGAAGAAGUUCAACAUUAUCUAUGAUCCGGAGGCAGCUGGAGCUGUCACAAAACUGAAGAAGAAACAGAAGCGGAAGGCGAGCACUGGGAUCGAGACUGAGCUUGUUGAGGCCGAUGAGGACACUGACGGUGAUGAGACAAUGUUAGGCAAACGUCGAGCGUUUCCGCCCAACGGCAUCGGCGCCAAGCGGCGCAAACACGGGCCGCCAUGUCCGAAAAACGCCCUGAUGCAGCUCAACGAAAUCAAGCCAGGACUCUCCUUCACAUUCGUCGCUCAGACGGGGCCGGUCCAUGCUCCCAUAUUCAAGAUGUCUGUCGAGGUGAACGGAGAGGUGUUUGAAGGCGAAGCGCGGACCAAGAAGUUAGCGAAGCUGAUGGCGGCCGAAAAGGCUCUCCGAUCGUUCGUCCAGUUCCCGAACGCGGCGGAGGCACAACAGGCGAUGGGGAGACCGAUCGUAAACGCGGACUUCACGUCGGAUAACGCUGAUAUCGAUAUUAAUUUAUUCAACGAUUUCGAGGGAAAGGAGAAGGCCGAGAACACGGAAACGACGAGCGUGACGAACGGUUCGGGUUUCCCGCCGAGCCGGAAGUCGGCUGUUCCGAAGGAACCGACGGGGAAGAAUCCAGUUAUGAUUCUCAACGAACUUCGACCGGGGCUGAAGUACGAGUUUGUGUCGGAAACGGGGGAGAGUCAUUCCAAGUGCUUCACGAUGUCGGUCACAGUGGACGGGACCAAGUUCGAGGGAUCGGGACGCAACAAGAAGGUCGCCAAGUCACGAGCUGCACAGGCGGCGCUAACGAAGAUUUUUAAUCUGGAUUUCUGUCUUUCACAGAGUAAUAUGCCAGUGCCCAGAGAAGGUGCGCUACAGGUGCCGCAGAUUUUAUCAGACAUUGUCGCAAAACUUGUGAUCGAAAAAUUCAGCGAGCUCACCAACAACUUCUCCAGCCAGUACGCACGGCGGAAAGUCCUCGCAGGGAUCGUCAUGACGACGGGACCGGACGCCGAAAAUGCUCAGGUCAUCUGCGUUUCUACGGGAACAAAAUGCGUCAACGGCGAGCACAUGAGCGAGAGGGGCAAGGCGGUAAACGACUGCCACGCGGAGAUCGUCAGUCGCAGGUCCGUGCUCCGAUUCCUCUACCAGCAACUCGAACUUCACCUCUCCGAAGACUCAGAGGUUGCAGCGACCUCCAUCUUCGUCAAGAAGUCCGAGGGUGGCUUCGCAUUGAAGGAGAACAUUCAGUUCCACCUGUACAUCAGCACGGCGCCCUGCGGUGAUGCCCGGAUAUUCUCGCCCCACGAGAAGGACGCAGAAUCAGCCGAUAAACACCCGAACAGGAAGGCCCGGGGCCAGCUAAGGACGAAGAUCGAGUCGGGGGAGGGCACGAUUCCGGUGAAAACCUCGGGGUCGGUGCAGACGUGGGACGGAAUCCUGCAGGGAGAGAGGCUGCUGACGAUGUCGUGCAGUGACAAGAUCGCGCGGUGGAAUGUUCUCGGUAUUCAAGGUGCUCUGUUGAGCCACUUCAUCGAGCCCAUCUACUUCGACAGCAUCGUCAUCGGCAGCCUGUACCACGGCGACCACCUGGCCCGCGCCGUCUACAACCGCACCAACGGCGUGGAUGACAUCCGCAUGCCGUACUACGUGAGCCGGCCCUACCUCAGCGGCAUCAGCAACCCGGAGAGCAGACAGCCGGGGAAGGCGCCCAACUUCAGCGUCAACUGGUGCGUGGGCGACAACGACCUCGAAGUCGUCAACGCGAUGACGGGCAAGCUGGAGAAUGGCGGCACCUCGCGGCUCUGCAAGCAGGCGCUCUUCCAGCUGUUCUACCGGCUGUAUGGCCAGUUGCCAUCGCUGACGAGCCAGAGUGUGGCGGCGAAGCCGGUGAUGUAUUCGGAGGCGAAGGCGGCGAACAUCGACUACCAGCUGAUGAAGCAGGCGCUGUACAAGGCAUUCCAGAAGAACCUGCUCGGAGUCUGGGUGAUGAAACCCGUCGACCAGGACGAGUUCCCUGUCGAGACGCAGUGACGAUGAUGAUGAUCGUCAUCAGCGAUUUUACUCUCGUGAUUUUAAUUACAGCUACAGCAAAUCGACAUUGUAAGAGGGAUGGGUGAGGGGGGAGGGAGGGAGAUAUUGGAGUAAGAGCCACAGGAAUAUUGAUCACUUACCACUGCAAGAAAUUGAGAUUUAAGUGAGGGGUGGGGUGUUAUUGCAGAGAUCAGUAAAGGGGUUGGGGGGAAGGGGAAGGGUAUCGAUGCAAGUUGCCUGUCGAGAUGCAGUUUAAUUACAAGAAAUUGACAUUGUAAGCGGGGGCAGGAGUGUUAUUGUGGGUGGUAUCGAAGCAAGUUCCGUGGAGACACAGUGAUGCUGAUCAUCCAGUAUUUUCUCUCUUGGUUUAAUUACAUUUAAGUUGGGGGUGGAGGUGUUGUGGGGGUGGGGGUGUUAUUGUGGGGUAUAUCGAAGCAUGUUCCCCAUCCAGAUGCAGUGAUGCUGUUCAUCAAGGAUUUUCUCUCCUGGGUUAAUUACAUUGUAAGUUGAUGGUGGGGGUGUUGUGGGGGUGGGGGUGUUAUUGUGGAGGGUAUCAAAGCAUGUUCCCCAUGGAGAUGCAGGGAUGACGCUCAUCACCACUGGGUUAAUUAUUACAACUACAGCAAACUGUUAGAGGAAAUUGUAAAUGGGGACGGGAGGGGAGGGAAGGGAAGGGUUGGGGAGGGAAUGUUGUGUGAGUUUCCUAUGGAACCUCAGUUACAGAUACAUGUAUAUUGACCGUUGCAGUUUAUGAUUUCAGUGGGAGAAAGAAAGUGGGAGUCUGCUAAUUUAAAAACUAAACAUUAUGACGGUAAUAAUUUGUAUCCAGCAGCAAGCAAUUGCUGUCUGGGCCAUUGUUAAUUUCGAGCCCUGCUACAUGCACACCCUAUUUCAAUGCAGUUCUUUGUAAUUUGGCCAGUAGAUAAUUUUUUAAAACUUAUUUCUAGUUCAUACAUAUGACAAAAUAUGUUAUCAAUAAAACUUUAAAUAUUGUUGUUCUAUAAUUAUACCGUCAAAAAAUCUAUAAUGAAUUGCUUUAAAAUAACAUCAGUUUAAUAUUGUAAAACUUGAGUUCUUUAAGUGUAUAAUUAUAAAGUGGCGGUAGAAUUAACAAGUAAAACAAAUCACCAGGGAGGGUUGGAGUGGGGGGUGGGGGGUAGUGGAGAUGGGGGGAAAGUGCACAGUAAGUUAAAAUAUGUAGAUAAUAAGGAUCGGGAAAGAUGACUGACAGCAUUGUUGGCAAACUGUUGUCCAGUCUUCUAAUUGUACAAAUUUGUCUGUUUUUCAUGUAUCAUUUUUUUUAAUUACAAUCAUCAUUAAAAUUUAUAAUUAUUACUUUUAACACAAUUAAAAUCACUGUAUGUGUGAUUUGUAAGUUUGUGAUUUACUACUUACAUGUAGAGUUAUUAUGUGUGUGUGAAUGUUUUUAAUCAUUGAACUUGUUCCUUUAACAAAUAUAUAUACGGACUUUAUUUUCAUGGACAGGUUAUGGCAGGAUGGUACUCCGGCUGCAAGAGUUACCUCCCAUUGUCCAUUUCUGUUUUAUGAAUUCAGAACGAUUACAUGCAUUGUGUUUUAUUUGUUCUUAUGCUCAAUGAGUAACUGAAUUUGUUUUGUGUUAUUUGUUUUUUUUAAUAGUAUUACUUGGCUGUUUGAAAAGGGGGUGAUGAGCCCCCAAUUGUUUUUAAUAAAAGCAUUAAAUGGACUAUCUAUAGUCUGUAGCCAUAGUAACACCAGCAGCAAGGGAUCUUUUACAUGGAUUUCCCCCCACAAGUGGGAUAACACAUACCACAAUCUUUGAUAUACCAGUAGUGAGGCACUGGUUGGAAUGGGGGAAAUUUUUUAAAAUUCAAAUUGUUAUUCAAAUUUUAAGCUGAUUCUUUUGUAAUGCUAAACAGAUUUGUGGAUUAGUGAUACCAGUGAAUAAACUAUUUAAAAGAACAAAAACUCAACAAAAACAAGGUGUCCCCUCCAGUAGUGUAAAAAUGAGGGAGGGUCAGGGUGUGUGGACAUUUACUCGCAGGGAGGAUCCUAACCCACACAGGAGAGGAAUAUUUUAACACCACACAUUUUAAAUUACAGCUGUUUGGUGUCUUAACAUUUUCACUUAUUUCGACUAAUUAAUAUUCGUAUGUUACACUGUGUACCGCCCGGUAGUAGUACCGGUACUGUAAUAAAUGGUUUCAGUCCAACAAGUUUUGUGAUUAGUUUUUUCAUCUUUUAAAUGUUUACAGUCGAUAAGGAUUAUUUUGCUUUAGUACUUUAACUUUUUUUCUUCUUUUUUUUUUUAAAUGUUUGUAUUACAAUAAAAGUAGAUUACUUUUGAUUGAUAGUUUCAGUGUGUGACUGAAAUAAAGAAAAUUUAAUACAUAAA
This is a messenger RNA of Gigantopelta aegis, 5126 nucleotides long. Its product is annotated as double-stranded RNA-specific editase 1-like. Bases 353 to 2752 code for a protein of 799 amino acids. The transcript is spliced from 9 exons. Gene Ontology annotation, molecular function: double-stranded RNA adenosine deaminase activity; tRNA-specific adenosine deaminase activity; double-stranded RNA binding. Gene Ontology annotation, cellular component: cytoplasm; nucleolus. Lineage: Eukaryota; Metazoa; Mollusca; Gastropoda; Neomphalida; Peltospiridae. The record is from RefSeq and is a predicted model, not a curated record. Gene Ontology annotation, biological process: adenosine to inosine editing; RNA processing.